AUGGAUCCCCGGAGAAACAACGAUCCCCACGGCCGAGAGCCCAGCCCGCCCAACUGGUACUCCAACGUGGGCACCUCUAACAUCUGGACGAACCCCCAGAACACCAACAAUACCGGUGGCAACACUGGCAACCCUCACAACCCCCUCGAUGUCGAUGUGAAUGUGAAUGUGAAUUACCACAAUUACCACUUCGAUCGCUACCACGACCAUUUCCCCUUGCUACGGAGCUUCCAUUCAAAUCCUGCCGCAUGCUUCGGCCACUUGCCACCGCCACCGAUACCGAUACCAAUACCACAGUUACCGCCACCGAUACCCAUUGUCUACCCCGACCGACUGCCAAUACCGGCCUUCCCUUACCACGACUUCCUGCCGGGUCUGCCCAGUCCGCAUAGUCCGCAUACGCCUGCGUAUCCAUGGGAACAACAACAACAACAGCAGCUCAUGCCUAUGCCUGCAUUUAGUCAUCAUCACCAUCAUCACCGUGCACAUGGUCCCUGCCAUUGUGCCCCGCCGCGGAAUCACCAGGCUCAAACAUCGUCUUCCUUCCUGAACGACUUUCAGGACUUCCCCGACCGCGACUACUCCGGCCGAGCACCUUCCCCCGAUGUGCUGCCGCGUCCCAAUAUAACCCACCAAAACCCAUACCCCACGUUCAACAACCAGUCCAGGCCAGGCCAGGAUACCCACAACAGUGACGACAACUAUUUGGCUGCCUUGGGCGGUGAUUUCUCCUCUCCCUCACUGCCACCCCUCAGCAGCAGUCCGUUUCAACCGCCGAGGCCACAGUCCUUGUUCAAUCUUCCCGAGCCUCUGGAAGUCGGCCAGGACAUGCCAGCUACGAGACCAAGAGCAAGCAGAGGAGACGCGGUUGAGUCAGUUGACCUGACGAAGGAGGAGCCCGACUACAACACAUCCGGAAUCGAUCUCUCGACACCUACCCUAACGAUGCCGACCACCAGAAGACAAAGCGCCGUAAGUGCUGCCAGAUCUACGGGUUCGCCCGUACGAAAGAAGAGACGAAGCUCUACAUCAGGUGCUGGACGAGCAAAUAAGGUUCGACGGAGAGAAACCACCACGAUAGAACCGAUCGCCUCCCCGUUCGACGAUGAUGACGUCCUCAACCCUCCCGCCCACGAAGUUCACGAGACCAUCGACCUGUCCAACGCGACUGAAGUCCCGAAGGAGCUUAUGGUACCCAAGGUGGAUAAUCGAACCAAACUGGGCCAUUUUCAGUGCGUCAUUUGCAUGGAUGAUGUGACUGCACUGACUGUCACCCACUGUGGUCACUUAUUCUGCUCCGAAUGCCUCCAUUCCGCGCUACACAUCGAUAAUAUGAAGCGGACGUGUCCUGUCUGCCGUACCAAGAUAGACGCGAAGGAUAAGAAGGGAAAGAACACAAAGACAUUUUACCACCUGGAGCUGAAGAUGAUGACGGCCACCAAGAAGGGGAAACGUCCCGCCGGCCUAUAA
This is a messenger RNA of Anthostomella pinea, 1470 nucleotides long. The record is from the annotation of a GenBank genome assembly. NCBI's taxonomy places the organism in Eukaryota, Fungi, Ascomycota, Sordariomycetes, Xylariales, Xylariaceae.